Messenger RNA from Podospora pseudocomata, 408 nucleotides. RefSeq lists its product as uncharacterized. The record is from RefSeq and is a predicted model, not a curated record. NCBI's taxonomy places the organism in Eukaryota, Fungi, Ascomycota, Sordariomycetes, Sordariales, Podosporaceae. Bases 37 to 408 code for a protein of 123 amino acids. The transcript is spliced from 2 exons.
CUUCUGAGCCCAAACUAAGUUCCAUCCUCGUCCACCAUGCAUUGGAAAGCCCUUGCCCUGGCAGCGGCCGUCAACGGUCAAGGCUUGAACGGCCUCAACCACUUACGGUUCGGGUGCUCCCAACUCACCGUCGAACGUCUGGAUCCUCUUGUCAACCCAGGAGAGUUCCCGACGCCACAUAUGCAUCAGAUUAUCGGCGGUAACGCGUUUAACGCGUCCAUGCCCUACAAUACCGACAUCGCGAAUUUGGCAACCUGCACAACUUGCGGCCCGGCAGAUGACUUCUCCAACUACUGGACCGCCAACGUGUACUUCCGGGCGAGAAAUGGUAGCUACAAGCGCGUCCCGCAGGCGCCCAACCGGUAUUUGUGUCUGAUGUUGUCUGGUGGUUGGUGUCACAUCAACUGA